Messenger RNA from Lates calcarifer (barramundi perch), 945 nucleotides. RefSeq names its product olfactory receptor 11H6-like. The record is from RefSeq and is a predicted model, not a curated record. Lineage: Eukaryota; Metazoa; Chordata; Actinopteri; Centropomidae. The coding region runs from base 16 to 945 and encodes 309 amino acids. Gene Ontology annotation, biological process: G protein-coupled receptor signaling pathway. The transcript has a single exon. Gene Ontology annotation, cellular component: membrane. Gene Ontology annotation, molecular function: G protein-coupled receptor activity; olfactory receptor activity.
AAUUCAUCUCUGACCAUGAAUAAUGUUUCUUUAGUAAACAUUUUCAUUCUGACAGGGUUUAAUGGGAUGAUUAAUCACAGAGUAACACUUUUCUCACUUACUUUACUGUAUUACUGUUUGAUUUUGUUUUUCAAUAUCUCUCUCAUCAUUAUCAUUAUCUUAGAUGAAAACCUUCAUGAGCCUAUGUACGUCUUAUUGUGCAGUUUUUGCAUUAAUGGCCUUUAUGGGACCACAGGUUUCUACCCUAAAUUUCUUUUUGAUCUACUGUCGUCUUCUCAAGAGAUCUCCUAUGAAGGAUGUCUUUUACAGGCUUUUAUCAUGUACUCAUUUGCUUGCUGUGACUUGUCCAUUCUAGCAGUUAUGGCCUAUGACAGGUAUCUGGCUAUAUGUCGACCACUGCACUACCACUCUUUCAUGUCUAAGAGGAGGCUCUCUCAGCUGGUGUGUUUCUCCUGGCUCACACCUCUCUGCAUUUUCUCCAUUAAUGUUCUGCUCACGUCAAGACUAAAGUUAUGUGCUUUACAUAUUAAGAAGCUUUUUUGUGCAAACUGGAUAAUUGUUAAGCUUUCUUGCCCUGAAGCUGACACCUUUUCAAACACUGUCGUAGCAUAUAUUACAAUUAUCGUCUAUCUGUCUCAUGGCUUUUUCAUAAUUUGGACUUACAUGCAUCUUAUUAGAACCUGUGUGACAUCCAAAGAUGACAGGGUCAAGUUUAUGCAGACAUGUGUGCCUCAUUUAGUUUCUUUAGCUACAUUUAUUUUUGUAAUAAUUUCUGAUUUAAUGUACAUGCGAUUUGGCUCCACAGAUUUACCUCAGAGCCUUCAAAACUUCAUCGCUAUAGAAUUUCUCCUCAUUCCUCCACUUAUGAAUCCUCUGAUAUAUGGAUUUAAACUGACCAAAAUACGAAACAGAAUUCUGUGUUUAGUUCAGGAUGGAAGAAACUAA